Messenger RNA from Cetraspora pellucida, 2076 nucleotides. Lineage: Eukaryota; Fungi; Glomeromycota; Glomeromycetes; Diversisporales; Gigasporaceae. The record is from the annotation of a GenBank genome assembly.
AUGAAUAUCAUUAGUGAGGCUUCUGAUCUCGAGAGAGAACUAAAGAAGCAAGAACUGGAAAAAAGGAAAGCAGAUAGCCCCGAAAAAUCAGCCGAAUUAGUCGAAGAAACUGAAUUUUUACGGAACAGCCUCAAAGACGUUUAUGAAGACAUUCUUUUAAGCGAUCUCAAGUUCGCCAACGAGCAUAAUAUCGAAGAAAGACUUUGGAGAUACGUCUUUUAUAAUUAUAUUGAGGAAUUGAGGCAAAAAUUACGCCGGAUCGAUAAGAGUGAGAAAUCUGACGAAUACCAAGCUGUUUAUCUUGAAUUAUGCCGCUACCUAGACUUGGGGACUGGAUUUUACCAUACCAUCAUUAAUAGCUUAAAAAUUCGUGAAAAUAUAGAUUUGGAUCGAGUUGGAAUUGAAAUUUUUAAGAAUACUAUCACCACUUCGCCUCCUGCUCCACGUUCUGCUUCUAAAUUACGCAGAAAAGAGCUCACUGCUGAAUCUAUUCAACGAUGUCUCAUUCGUCUUGGUGAUUUUGCUCGAUAUCGUGAGACUCUACUUGGGUCUGAUAUGAGGCGAUGGGAAUUCUCUAAACAAUUUUACAUGAAAGCUGCAAGAGUCUACUGUGAAGAUGGAAAAGCCCAAGCUCAAUUGGCUCUUCUUUCUAUGAUUCGAAAUAACGAUUUGGAUGUUGUCUAUUGGUAUUGUUUCAGUCUUGCAACCAAGCAGCCACCAGGUAUAUCUGCUGAUAAUUUAAAAAUAUUUUAUACAAAAUUUUCCCAACGAACUCGGCAAAGUAACUUGAACACGAAUGUCUUGGAUUUUGAGAGAAAGUUUUUAAUUACUCAUCGUUAUCUUUUCGAGAAAGAUGUUGAAAAAAAUAAUGAUCCAAUUUGUCCAUUUAUUGUCCUCCCAAGACGACAGUCUUCAAAAUCUGGGUUCAUUAUUGAAAAAGAUUAUAUUUAUUCUUAUUUUUACGGUUUGGGAUUUACGAAAUUGGACAGUCGAACCACUGAGCUUCGAAAUAUAGAAUCCAUGACUAUAGGGUUAGGUUUUGGGUUUUUGGUUCCUGUAAUAGAGAACAUCAACCUGGCAUGGGAUUCUGAGGAUGGCUCAAAUUCAACUGUAUUAGAAUGUUUACCUGCUGUUUCUAUAUGGUGCCAAUAUCUGGGAACAUUAAUGGAUCUUUUAAGUCAGUUGUAUAGCUACUCGAAAUCUAUUGAGAAAGAAAAUGAAAGGAUAGCAGGAAUAUUUUUAACGAAUAUGAGGAAUUUUUUCAAGUCAUUUGUCAGUAUUCUCAACAACUCAAAGAUUUGUGAUUUAUUGGGCGCGAAUCAUGACCCUGCAGAAUUGGCAAGACAUUUCAUUUUUGAGGAUAUGGAAUUUUUAGGAAAAAAAGAACGUCAACAACGUAUAAUGAAAUUAAUGGCACAACAACGUUUAAAAGAUGAAAUCGACACAAUGGAAAACAAACUGCAAAAGUUUGGAGUUUCUACUCAUCGGUCUAAUAUUAGUCCCAACCAUAUUCCUAUGGUUCUUCCUGAGAGUACUGUAUCGAAACCUAAAGUUUCGCAAAAACAAUGCGUUGUUGAUGUUAGCGUUAUUCUCAACCAUUUGAACUCGGUUAAAAAUUGGGUUGCAGAUGAAAAGUGCACAGUGAUUGUACCUUUAGAUGUUAUCGAUUCCUUAGAUCUGAUCAAAAAGGGUAAUAAUCAAGAAAAUGUGCGAGCACGAGAAGCAAUUCGAUUUUUGGACCAAAUUGGUAGUCAACGGAACCAUGAACAAUUUAUCCGUGCGCAGAGGGAGAAUGAAAAAUUAUCCCAUUGGACAUCUGCGGAAGAAUUUCUUGUUGAAGAAAGUUUCCGACAGAACUCUUUACAUGUUUACCAAAAUGAAAAAAUAGAAAAUUCUAUCACGGAUGAAAAGCCUAUAACUGAUAUUCCACAAGAAUUUCGUCCUAUAUUAAGUUGUUGGCUUUACUUUGCACGUUUAGCGAAUAUUGAUGAUAUAUUAUUUGUGACUGAAAAUCAAGAAUUAACGAAAUAUGCAAAAAUGUUUGGUGUUCCAGUUGUUGGUGUUGGAAAUAUUUAA